Messenger RNA from Scleropages formosus (Asian bonytongue), 4683 nucleotides. RefSeq names its product AP-2 complex subunit alpha-2. The coding region runs from base 303 to 3296 and encodes 997 amino acids. Gene Ontology annotation, molecular function: clathrin-cargo adaptor activity. Gene Ontology annotation, cellular component: AP-2 adaptor complex; membrane coat. Lineage: Eukaryota; Metazoa; Chordata; Actinopteri; Osteoglossiformes; Osteoglossidae. The transcript has 23 exons. Gene Ontology annotation, biological process: intracellular protein transport; clathrin-dependent endocytosis. The record is from RefSeq and is a predicted model, not a curated record.
AGGGCGGGGUUUAGCUACGUACUUCUGUCGAGAACAACCCGCCUGCCAGCCAGGCGCUCCUGAGCGGAUUGGCUCAUGUCAAAAGAGGGCGGGGUUAGAAGCGCGUUUCCUACGAAGCCGAGCCUUCGAGCCCGUGAGCCUCCUAGGCGCGUUCCCGGCACUGAGGAAUCCGACGUUCCCCCACGUUGGAGUGAGUGACAGAGAUAGUGCGCGCCGCCUCCGCCCCUCCCCUCCCUGCUCGGGAAGCUCCCACAGACACUCCGUGAAGCGCCGCCGCUGUCGGACCUCGGACAGGCGACAAGAUGCCGGCGGUGUCGAAGGGAGACGGAAUGCGCGGCCUGGCGGUCUUCAUCUCCGACAUCAGGAACUGUAAAAGUAAAGAAGCAGAGAUCAAACGGAUCAACAAAGAGCUGGCCAACAUCCGCUCCAAGUUCAAAGGAGAUAAGGCCCUGGAUGGCUACAGCAAGAAGAAGUAUGUGUGCAAGCUGCUCUUCAUCUUCCUUCUGGGCCACGACAUCGACUUUGGCCACAUGGAGGCGGUGAACCUGCUCAGCUCCAACAAGUACACGGAGAAGCAGAUUGGCUACCUGUUCAUCUCGGUGCUGGUGAACUCCAACAGCGAGCUCAUCCGUCUCAUCAACAACGCCAUCAAGAAUGACCUGGCUAGCAGGAACCCCACCUUCAUGAACCUGGCGCUGCACUGCAUAGCCAACGUGGGCAGCAGGGAGAUGGCCGAGGCCUUCGCUGCCGACGUCCCCCGCAUUCUGGUGGCCGGGGACACCAUGGACAGCGUAAAGCAGAGUGCCGCCCUCUGUCUGCUGCGGCUCAACAGAACCUCGCCGGACCUGGUACCCAUGGGCGAGUGGACGUCCCGUGUGGUGCACCUGCUCAACGACCAGCACUUGGGUGUGGUGACCGCCGCCACCAGCCUCAUCACCACCCUGGCCCAGAAGAAUCCGGACGAUUUCAAGACCUCAGUGUCGCUAGCCGUGGCCCGACUCAGCAGGAUUGUGACUUCCGUCUCCAUAGACCUGCAGGACUACACCUACUACUUUGUCCCUGCCCCCUGGCUGUCAGUUAAAUUGCUGCGGCUGUUGCAGUGUUACCCGCCCCCAGAGGAUGCGGCAAUCCGCAGUCGGCUCACCGAGUGCCUGGAGGCCAUCCUGAACAAAGCCCAGGAGCCGCCCAAGUCCAAAAAGGUGCAGCACUCCAACGCCAAGAAUGCCGUGCUCUUCGAGGCCAUUAGUCUCAUCAUCCACCAUGACAGUGAGCCCACGUUGCUGGUGCGUGCCUGUAACCAGCUGGGCCAGUUCCUACAGCAUCGCGAGACCAACCUGCGUUACUUGGCCCUGGAGAGCAUGUGCAUGCUGGCGAGCUCCGAGUUCUCCCACGAGGCGGUCAAGACGCACAUGGAGACGGUCAUCAGUGCCCUCAAGACGGAGAGGGACGUCAGCGUGAGGCAGCGGGCUGUAGACCUACUGUAUGCCAUGUGUGACCGCAGUAACGCGCAGCAGAUCGUCGCUGAGAUGCUCAACUAUCUGGAGACGGCCGACUACUCCAUCCGGGAGGAGAUUGUGCUGAAGGUGGCCAUCCUGGCUGAGAAGUACGCAGUGGACUACUCGUGGUACGUGGACACCAUCCUCAACCUGAUCCGCAUCGCCGGGGACUACGUGAGUGAGGAGGUGUGGUACAGAGUCAUCCAGAUUGUAAUCAACCGUGACGACGUCCAGGGCUACGCUGCCAAGACCGUGUUUGAGGCUCUGCAAGCACCAGCCUGUCAUGAAAACCUGCUCAAAGUUGGAGGGUACAUCCUGGGAGAGUUCGGAAACCUCAUCGCCGGGGAUCCACGGUCCAGCCCCCUGGUCCAGUUCAACCUGCUGCACUCCAAGUUCCACCUGUGCUCGGUGCCGACACGUGCCCUCCUGCUCUCCACCUACAUCAAAUUUAUUAACCUGUUCCCCGAGAUCAAGGGCACCAUCCAGGAGGUGCUGCGCUCCGACAGCCAGAUCCGCAACUCGGACGUGGAGCUGCAGCAGCGCGCUGUCGAGUACCUGCGCCUCAGCUGCGUCGCCAGCACCGACAUCCUGGCCACUGUGCUGGAGGAGAUGCCACCCUUCCCUGAGCGCGAGUCCUCCAUUUUGGCCAAGCUGAAGAAGAAGAAGGGGCCGGGGGCGUUGCCUGACGUGGAGGAGGUCCGCAAGGAGAAGAAUACCAGUGUCAAUGGGGGUGUGGAGCCUCUCGGAGCCAGCGUGAUCACCAAGAGCUCUGCCCCCUCCUUCAUCCGUGACCUCCUGGCUCCUGCUCUGCCCCCCACCAAUCGACCACGCCCCGUCUCCUCUUCUGUCCUCCUCCCAGCCCCCCUCACCCCACUUCCCCCUCAGGCCUCCGUUGUCACCACAGUGCCUCCUGCCGGCUCCACCCUCCAGGCCACACCCCCAUCCUCUACUGACCUCCUCAGCCUCAGCAGCCCUACAUCCCUCACACCGGCCUCGACGUCGUCAACCGCCGCCAGCCUGCUGGUGGAUGUGUUCUCUGAAAACCAUGUGCCCGCUGCUCCAGGAGCCCCCUUGGGGCCUGUUGCUGAUGACAACUUCUCCAGGUUUGUGUGUAAAAAUAACGGCGUCCUGUUUGAAAACCAACUGCUCCAGAUCGGCCUCAAGUCAGAGUUUAGACAGAACCUGGGUCGCAUGUACGUCUUCUACGGCAACAAAACCUCAACACAGUUCCUGAAUUUCUCGCCUUCCGUUAUCUGCCAGGACGCCCUAAAGACUCAGCUCAACGUACACUCCAAGCCUGCGGACCCCACUGUGGAAGGUGGAGCGCAGCUGCAGCAGGUCCUCAACAUCGAAUGUGUGUCUGAGUUUGUGGAAGCGCCCAUCCUUAACAUCCAGUUUAGGUAUGGUGGAAUGCUGCAGAACAUCGCCGUCAAGCUCCCCAUCACCCUGAACAAGUUCUUCCAGCCCACGGAGAUGACAUCACAGGACUUCUUCCAGCGCUGGAAACAGCUGAGCGCGCCUCAGCAGGAGGUGCAGAAGAUCUUCAAAGCCAAGCAUUCCAUGGACCCGGAGGUCACUAAAGCCAAGAUCAUUGGAUUUGGUGUCGCCCUGCUGGACCGCGUGGAUCCGAACCCGUCCAACUUCGUCGGUGCCGGAGUCAUCCACACGAAGAUGACGCAGGUGGGCUGCCUGCUGCGACUGGAGCCCAACACACAGGCACAGAUGUACCGCCUGACGCUGAGGACCAGCAGGGACACGGUUUCGCAACGGCUCUGUGAGCUGCUCUCAGAUCAGUUCUAGAUGGAGGGGUUGAGAGCCACAGCAUCAGCCGAGCCGCAGAGCCCCGCUGAACCAGAUCCUGCAUCGCUGCCCACCCAAGUGUCCUUGUACACUUCAUCUCCUUUACAUUUCUUUGAAAUUUGCAUUGGAAUUGCUUCAGUGUACAGUGUAAAUUUUGUUAUUUUUUUACAUAUAUGAAACGAGUACCUUUCUGUCACUUAGCCUUACUAAUAAUUCACCGUUUGCAUGCGGGCCGUCCUGUGUUUUUGUGCAUGCUUUGGAAACAGGCUUUAGUUAAUUCCUUAUAGCCAGCUGCUUACCUGCCGAAGGGGGUUCCGAGUAUCAGAGUGGUCUUUGGUGAUGUUCCCCGGACCCCUGUGCGUGGUCAAAUGGGUCGAGAUGUGGCUCCUGUGCUGCCGCACCGCUUGCCUCCUGGGCUGGUGCCUCUACCGUCGUGCCUUUGUGCCCAGAGUCUCUGAUGGGGUCUGUCCUGCCUGAGUGACCUCUGGACUGUCCCUGUCCUCUGAAUCUAGAUGUCCUGUUUCCUGAUCACCUGCUGAUUUCCUACCAAAGUUUUGUGCACCUCUGUGUUGCUUUGGUGGCCAAUUUGCCCCCGUUGAGUCCGUGUCUCCUGGCACUAGCAGGCCGACGCUCUCCCAGGGACGAGUGCAGGGCUGCUUUAAACAGAAGUGCCUCAAGGCUCAUGCAGCUCCACCCGCACGUUUUGUGUGUGUGCGCGUGUGUGCAGGCAUGUUGAACAGCCUCAGCACAGGGAAUUCAAAUGGACUCUCCUGUCUGUCUUAAACCCCCCCUGAGACCCCCCUCCCCAACCAAAACAUGCCCUGAGGAAAAGUGCCUCCAUCUCACGGAAUAAUCAAGUGCCUCCUCAGUGUGUGAGUCAGCAGAGAUCCCAGAGAUGUGACACCCCCAUGCUCUCCAUUGGAUGCGCUCCUACUUGCGGGAUAAUGGUGGUCUUCUCAGACAUGUAAGGGCAAUGUUUACGUUCUCAUAGACCACGUCAGCAUGCCACUGAAACGUCUCUCUCUGUGCAAGAAGUUUCGUUUCCCUGGACAAGGAAGGAUCUUUAUCGGUGCGUGAAGCCCUGGAACUUGAGCUUGAGCUGGAGCGUGACUUCAUUCAGCAAGAAGCAGGGUGGAUCCUUGCAGAUCUGCGGUUUGAUGGAGCCAACUUCACAGCUGUGUGUGCUUGUGAGACACAAGAAGAUUGCGCCCUUGUCCCCUCCAGAGAAGGUUGCUUGGUGUUACAGGACGGCUCACCAUGGGCUGUCCUCCCUUCCCUUGCUGUGCCUUCAACUGCUACCAUUUUGUCUCUUUCAUGAAAAGUUUUUUUUUCUUCCCCUGUUCUGUAUCAUAUUCCAGCCCAUUAAACUUCAGCGUAUCACUUUUUU